Messenger RNA from Strongylus vulgaris, 471 nucleotides. Lineage: Eukaryota; Metazoa; Nematoda; Chromadorea; Rhabditida; Strongylidae. The record is from the annotation of a GenBank genome assembly.
AUGAUUCGUAGGAGGUUGUAUCGAGUCGGUAAAUCCAGCCUAAGCAGCCAGAUUAUCGUGAGUCAAAAGCUCAGUAUUACAGAAAAUCAUACCAUCCUCGUAGUUGAUGGAAGUUGUGGAAAAGCAGGCGAAGGACCAAUUACACAACCAGGACGUCGUGCUACUGGACUUGGGAAAAAUUCUCUAUGUUCUGAAGGUUGUGCAGAUUGUUCUCGCUGUGUGAACGUCGUGCUCGAUUGCACAGUCGACGCUGGUGACACCGAUGGAACUGAGUAUGGAGCUCUCCGAGUUCCCGGUAGUCCACACGUCGGUGGCAUCAUGGGAGGAAAAAUUGGUGGCGGAGGUGGAGGGGCUACAAGAGACGACUUUAAUGUCUGUGCUGUAGAUGCAGGAUUCUUAUUUGGAAACUCCGGGGGAGGCGGCGGUGGUGGGGGCACGCUAAUACCUGGAUGUAAUUUAACAAAAUUGUGA